Nelumbo nucifera (sacred lotus) is the source of this 2010-nucleotide messenger RNA. Its product is annotated as double-stranded RNA-binding protein 2-like. The record is from RefSeq and is a predicted model, not a curated record. Lineage: Eukaryota; Viridiplantae; Streptophyta; Magnoliopsida; Proteales; Nelumbonaceae. Gene Ontology annotation, molecular function: double-stranded RNA binding.
CAAACGUUCAGUUGACCCACUGCAAAUGAACAAAUAAAAUACAAUUUAACGGGCACUAGAAAUUAGAAAAUGCCUCAUUUUUUUACCUCCUCUGCUUCUCUGCUUCAGGUCGUCUCCUCUAUCUUCUCUUCUACACACCAAAAACCCUAAAAACCUCUGGAUCCUGUCGGAAAACAUAUUCCACUUAUAAUCUCUCGGAAAGAGUCCUAAUGCGUCGCGCACUUCAGACUGUGCUACAGGGUAUCGAGCGUUGGAGUUCUGUAGCGGUUUCCCGAUCUGUUUCCGCUGAUCAAGUGUGAUUUUAAGGUGUACGAGAGAGAGAGAGAGAGAUAAGAUAGGUGAAAGAAGAGGUAAGAGAUGUAUAAGAACCAGCUGCAGGAGCUGGCGCAAAGAAGUUGCUUUAACCUUCCGUCGUAUACGUGUAUUAGAGAAGGUCCCGAUCAUGCGCCUAGAUUCAAGGCUACUGUUAACUUUAAUGGGGAGACGUUUGAAAGCCCUAACUAUUGCACGACGUUGAGGCAGGCGGAGCAUUCAGCAGCAGAAGUUGCGCUUAAUUCGCUUUCGAGCAGGGGGCCGUCGCAUUCGCUAGCCGCAAGGAUCCUGGAUGAAACAGGUGUCUACAAGAACCUCUUACAGGAGAUUGCACAAAGAGUUGGAGCAGCAUUGCCAUCAUAUACAACUUUCCGGUCAGGUCUUGGACAUCAACCUGUCUUUACUGGUACAGUAGAGCUUGCUGGAAUCAAAUUCACAGGGGAACCAGCCAAAAACAAGAAGCAAGCUGAAAAGAAUGCAGCCAUGGCAGCAUGGCUGUCACUGAAACAAUUGGCUCAGGAGGCUGCGAACUCGUCAUCAGAGUCGGAGAACAAUGAUGAACAGGAACAAAUUACCAUAGCACGGGCCCUACUGAAUUACCGUCUGAAGGAAAAGAUGGCAAUGGGAAAUUCACCUGAUGCUCCAUCCCCAUUCCCGAAGAAAUUCCCAAUACAAAACCUAAGACCAUCGAGUCCACAGCCACCCCCGGUUACGACAUCAAAAAUCCUCCCAUUGAUCCGGCCAAAAUCAGCCCCACGAAUCAGACCUGCAUCAACAGCAGUAAAUGACUGCAACCCAGCGUCACCUGAAAGCCGUGUAGUCCGUCCCCAGAAGUUCCCUGCAACAGGAGCGGCACCUUACAUCCCUGUCCGGCAUUUCAGGUCACCAUACCGUGGCAUUGCACCACCAGUGACAGUGAGGACUGCUGUUCCUGUUUUUUCCGCUCCACCGCUUCCACCACCAACUGCCACUUCCCCCAGGAUCCCGCCAGUGAUAGGACCACCGUCUAUGCAUGCCGCACCACCGGUUAGAAUUAGACAAGCUGUCCCAGUGUUUGCUGCUGCUCCUGUUCGGGUGGAAGAACGACCAGUUUUCAUGGUUCCAACCCCUCCAGCCCAACCAUCAGUUAAGAAAGAGGAGAGUGUCACUGCGACAGGGAAUGAACUGCAAGAAUCUGUGGCAAUAGAAAGCCUGAAGCAGCUCAAAAUCUGAUUUUGUUAGGAGAAGAUUUGAAUCCUCCUAAAAAAAAAAAAAAAAAAAAACUAUUUUCAAUUUUGUGCUGAUCUUUUUGUUGAUUCUAUUUCCAUAUUUUCCCAUCAUUACAUCUUUCUUUCCCCAUUUUCCCGGUGUUGCAUACACAAGCGAUCUCUGUUUUCGUCUGGCAUAGCGAGAGAUGGAGCGGGACUGCGUCUCUGCGGGAGGGGUAUUAAAACAACACAACGUCUUUCCGAGUCCGCUUGUAGAGGGAGAGUACCUGAACUGAAAUGCACCGAGGCCGCAGUAUUCCUAUGUGCCGACGUGCGUGAAUUGCAAUUGGGUUUAUUCCCAAGGAGUUCCUGAUUUAUUGACUUGUUUGUUCUUCUGAAUUUCAAUUGCGGUAGCCAAAUGGACUGGCAGCCUGUGUUGAUCGGCUUCUGACUGAAAUUUUAAUCAACUAGAGUGCAGAGGAUGAUGAUCUCCCCAUCUACUUUGCUUGAA